Molecule: messenger RNA, 6396 nt
Organism: Electrophorus electricus (electric eel)
Lineage: Eukaryota; Metazoa; Chordata; Actinopteri; Gymnotiformes; Gymnotidae
Gene: srgap1a
Product: SLIT-ROBO Rho GTPase activating protein 1a
Biological process (GO): signal transduction
Molecular function (GO): protein binding
Source: RefSeq, a predicted model, not a curated record
CAGCUGCGCUGCGCUCAAAUCUGGGAAUGAACUAGAAGUCGAGGCAAAGCAGUGUGCUAGCUAUUACGCCGAUACCGCUAAAAUGAUAUUUUAAUCGUCUUUUUUCUAAUAGGUUGCUGAUGAGGAUGUUCGAAUGGUUUGUACUACCUAAACCAACUGUAAAUUUUUGCCAGUAGCUAAGUUGGCUAACCAUAGCUAGGUCACUUACGGGCGAUUCGUAUGUUGUUUCGUGGUUGGAAACAACAUUUCUGGCACAUAGAACCUCAAACGUUUUUCAGGGGUCUCAUUGGACGCAGAUCCCCUUCGAUUUGAACCGCUUACGUUAUUUCAGUUGGAGCUGCAGCACCGCAAGUGUAUUUGCAGUUUUCUGCUCUCCCGAUUUCAGUCAGAAUACGUGAAAAUCUACGGGAUGCUUCGGCUGUAGGCGAACUUCGGACGGACUGAGCAGUUUACAAAUAAACCAGUUAACUGCUGGACUACAAGUAAAUCAUCAUCUAUCCGGAGGACGAGCCGAAGAUGUCGCAUCCUCCAUCGAAGUUUAAAAAGGAUAAAGAGAUUAUCGCAGAGUAUGAGAGUCAAGUGAAAGAGAUCCGAGCUCAGCUGGUGGAGCAGCAGAAAUGUCUGGAGCAACAGACAGACAUGCGGGUGCAGCUGCUGCAGGACCUGCAGGACUUCUUCAGGAAGAAGGCUGAGAUUGAGACGGAGUACUCCCGCAACCUAGAGAAGCUCGCAGAACGCUUCAUGGCCAAGACCAGGAGCACCAAGGACCACCAGCAAUACAAGAAAGACCAGAACCUUCUGUCCCCUGUGAAUUGUUGGUAUCUGCUGCUGAACCAGGUGCGGCGUGAGAGCAAAGACCAUGCCACACUCAGUGACAUCUACCUGAACAAUGUCAUCAUGCGCUUCAUGCAGAUCAGCGAGGACUCCACCCGCCUGCUCAAGAAGAGUAAAGAAAUAACCUUUCAGCUGCAGGAGGAUCUGAUGAAAGUCCUCAAUGAGCUCUACACGCUGACUGUGAUGGCACUUGAAGGUCAGGCAAACAUGUGGUUUGGUGAUCUUCAAGGAGUGUUUAAGAAUGUGAUGAAAACCUACCACAUGUACCACACGGAGAGCAUCAGUGCGGAGAGCAAGCUGAAGGAGUUUGAGAGACAGGAGGAACGGCAGGGCAUCCGCUCUGGAGACCCCGUGCUCAGCAUGCGAUCCGAGGACAAGCACCAGAGGCGCAGCUCUGUAAAGAAGAUUGAGAAGAUGAAGGAGAAGAGGCAGGCCAAGUACUCUGAAAACAAGCUGAAAUCGAUCAAAGCUCGGAAUGAGUAUCUGCUGACGCUGGAAGCCACUAAUUCUUCUGUCUUCAAAUAUUAUAUUCAUGACCUGUCUGACUUAAUAGAUUGCUGUGAUCUGGGCUACCACGCCUCCCUGAACCGGGCCCUUCGGACCUACCUCUCAGCCGAAUACAACCUGGAGACUUCGCGUCAUGAGGGGCUGGACAUAAUUGAGAAUGCAGUGGACAGCUUGGAUCCUCGCAGUGACCGCCAGCGCUUCAUGGAGAUGUACCCCACUGCCUUCUGCCCUCCAGCCAAAUUUGAGUUCCAGCCACACAUGGGAGAUGAGGUGUGUCAGAUCACGGCCCAGCCCCCCGUGCAAGCCGAGCUGGUGCUCCGCCUCCAGCAGCUACAGUCCCGCCUGGCCACACUGAACAUCGAGAAUGAGGAGGUCAAGAAGACCUCUGAGGCCACACUGACCACCAUACAGGACAUGGUGACUAUUGAGGAUUAUGAUGUCUCCGAGUGUUUCCAUCACAGCCGCUCCACAGAGUCAGUCAAGUCCACUGUGUCUGAGACAUACCUGAGCAAACCCAGCAUUGCCAAGAGACGCGCCAACCAACAGGAGACAGAGCAGUUCUACUUCAUGAAAUUCCGUGAGUUUCUAGAGGGCAGCAAUCUCAUUGCCAAACUCCAGGCAAAGCAUGACUUACUGAAGAGAGCCCUAGGAGAAGGGCACCGAGCAGAGUACAUGACCACAAGGCCUCCAAAUCUUCCACCUAAACCAUUUGGCACAAGGAGGUCCAGACCUCGGUCGCUUUUUAACGUUAAGCUAUUUAAUGGCAAUUUGGAGGCCUUUAUUAAGGACUCUGGGCAAGCUAUCCCACGUGUGGUAGAAAGCUGCAUUCGAUUCAUCAAUCUUUACGGCCUCCAGCAUCAAGGCAUAUUCCGUGUCUCAGGAUCUCAAGUUGAAGUCAAUGACAUUAAGAACUCAUUCGAGAGAGGUAACGACCCUCUGACGGACGACGAGAGCAACCAUGACAUUAACUCAGUGGCAGGUGUUCUCAAACUGUAUUUCCGGGGUCUGGAGAACCCCCUCUUCCCAAAGGAGAGGUUUAAUGACCUCAUCUCCUGUGUCAGAAUAGAUAACCUGUAUGAGAGAGCCCUGUAUAUUCGGAAGAUCCUUCUGACAGUUCCCAGAUCUGUACUCGUGGUCAUGCGCUACCUGUUUGCUUUCCUCAACCAUCUCUCCCAGUACAGUGACGAGAACAUGAUGGACCCCUACAACCUGGCCAUCUGCUUUGGCCCCACCCUCAUGCCCACCCCUGACACCCAGGACCAGGUGACCUGUCAGGCCCACGUUAAUGAGGUCAUCAAGACCAUCAUCAUCCACCACGAGACCAUCUUCCCUGAUGCCAAGGAGCUGGACGGGCCUGUGUAUGAGAAGUGCAUGGCUGGGGGAGACUACUGUGAGAGUCCCUUUAGUGAGCAUGGCAUUCUGGAGGAGGUGGACCAGGAUGGAGGGGUUGAGACACACACCAGUGAGGAUGAAGGUGAGCCCAUCGAAGCCAUAGCCAAGUUCGACUACGUGGGCCGUUCGGCACGCGAGCUGUCGUUCAAAAAGGGGGCGUCUCUGCUGCUCUACCAGCGGGCCUCAGACGACUGGUGGGAAGGCCGACACAACGGCAUCGACGGACUCGUGCCACACCAGUACAUCGUGGUGCAGGACAUGGAUGAUACCUUCUCAGACACUUUAAGCCAGAAGGCUGACAGUGAGACUAGCAGUGGCCAUGGAGGAGAAGAGAUGGGCUCCAGCAGGGAUCGGGGGUCCCCUUCAGAAAGGCUCCCCGACUCUUAUAUCAGCAGCCGACAGAGGAAGAGAAGUGACCCCCCCAGCCGCAGGCCCCCAGCACGGCCUGGCGAUUCCCACUGCGUGGUUCACCCCUCGCAGAGCCAUGGCAGCCACAGGACGGCGGACCUGGGCUCGCCCGUACUGGGGCACUACAGCCCCCGGGAGCUCCUGCGCAGCCGGGGCCCAGUCCCCAUUGACAGCCCCGAUAGGCGACGGCGUGCGGGCCACGGCAGCCUGACCAACAUCAGCCGCCAUGAGUCCCUCAAGAAGCUGGAGAGCCCACCCAUCCGUAGGUCCACAUCCUCGGGUCAGUACCCAGGCUUCUCCGAGGCUCAUGGCAAGGGUCUGGACCCGGAGAGCAUCGCACAGGACAUAGAGGAGACGAUGAACACGGCGCUGAACGAACUACGUGAGCUGGAGAGGCAGAGCUCAGCCAAGCAUGCUCCUGACGUGGUGCUGGACACGCUGGAGCAGAUGAAAAGUGCUCCAGGCCCAGUCGGGUCCAACGAGGUGCUGAGCCACCUCCCGGGCCUGCUGCUGCGGCCGACGCCAAUGGCCGGCGCCGAACCACCCAUGCGCCGCAGCACCAGCUCCUCCGGCGACACCCUGAGCACCUUCAAGCCCGCUGUGGCGCCGCGCAUGGGCGUGCAGCUCAAACCCCCCGCCCUACGGCCCAAGCCUUCUGUACCACUGCCAAAGCUGGGCUCGGCUCAGCCUCCAGCUCCCCCGUCCCAGGAGCCUCUGGACAAGUCGUGCACCAUGUGAGCCCACCAUGGCAAAGCACCUGCAAGAGACCCGCAGGAUGUCCUAGCAAAGGCAGAGGGCAGGACCUGCAGGGGGUGCGGUACUUUUAGUUGAUUUUAUUGUCUCUGAACAUUCUGUCUGGCUCUCAUGUGGGUAUAUAGCUUUCUCUAUAACAUUCUUUGUAGAUUCAUUAAAUGGAGUGAAAUAAUACCUGUACAACCUUGUCCAAUACACAAACUCUCCACUGUACAGCUCUUUUUCAGUGGUAAAACUGUAUGAGCCUCACAGCUGAACUGACCCUAGACCAUUGGAAAAUGUAGCCCAUGGGCAAAGUCUAGAGGGGUCACAGACAGGGAUGUUUACGUACUGAUGUAAACUAUAUGAUAAUAAUAAUUAUACAGGUUAGUAAUAAACCUUUUGUUUCUCAGCAUCUACAUGUACUUUUCGGCUCUUUGGUGUUCAUCAAUAAAUGAAGAAUUAUUUGGUCUGAUUCUUAUGCAAAAUAGGUGCAGUCUGUAGAAAGCAGCUAAUGAUGUGCAUCUGAUAACUUCUUGCAUGUACAUAGAACAUCUUAGUUCUUCAGUAAUUAUCAGUAUGAAUAUAUAAAACUGUAACAAGAUCAAGAAACUAUGAUACAAAAGAAAGCAACAAAUCACGAAGGCUUCCUGUGUGAUUAGAAUAACUUGAUGUUGGUAGUUUACAUCCACUAGAGGACUGCUAAAUGUGAAUAAUACAGAAACAAAGCAGGCUCUGUUGUUUCUCUGUUUACAGCCUUGGAGUUGUGGGAAAAGUAGUUUCUAUGUCUUACUUGGACCUGAGCCUACAGUUGAUGAGUUUAUAAACAAUGAAUGUGGUUUACUGGUAGCAAAGCAGCACUGCCACAUAAACUAAUUUUGUCUUUUUCAAUAAGGCUGCUAAUUUCUCAUUCUGAAAGGAAGUUGGAUUUUUUAGGCCAAGUAAAGUAGUAUGUGCAAGACCUUACCUUGAAUAUUAUAUUUUUGAUAGUAAUUAAAGUAAUAUCUGUAUACUCAGUUAUCCUCUAUAACAAAGUUAAAUAGCCUUGAUUUCUCUAGAGCAGUUUCUCAGUUUAGUACUGUAAUUAAUUUUACUCUUGCCAUGAAUGGAAUAUAGAACAUUAGUAAUAAGAAAUACAACUGCUGAAAAAAAAAAAUCUGCUUUGCUUUUUCACAACUUUUGCCAUCACUAAGAAUACCAGUCUCCCCAGUCAUGCAUUCUGAACUGUUUUGUGAGUCAGUCUUGUGCACAAGUCAAAUGCAACUCCACUCAACUUUAAUAAACACCCAUGCAGCCCUUUAGAGAAAUGGUACAGAACGUCAGUGGCCUCACUGUCAGAAAUGCUUCUCUCUCUCUCUCUCUCUGAGUUAAGGCCUCAUACCUGUAGAGCAUGUAGAGCAAUUCUAUUACUUUACUUAUGCAAGUAACUUUUUAAAGUCUUUAUAAAAGACUUCAAAAAGACUCAAGGCAAUAUUUCUAUAGUUUUACCAAACAAAGGAAUGAUGCCAAUAGCCAUGGACUCACCGACUGUUACUGUAAAAUUUCCAUGUUAUCAUCAACACUAAGCUUUUUGAAAAUAACAUGUCUGAAGUGUAUUGUAAUAAAAAUUUCACAAUGAUUCUAAAAGACACGCUGUAAAUGUAUAGUGUUCCUUAGACAUUUAUGUAUGUGCAUAAAUUGGCCAUUGUCAAGAAUGGUUACCAAGUGUUAAUUUGCAUAGAUCAUAUUUGACAUUCGUAAUUGGAUAUUAUUGAAUAUUGGUAAUACUAAUAAAGGUAAAUUUGUUAAGCACAGUGAAUAAAAUCAAAACACUGCUGGCAUUGGUGGAGCACAAAGGAGACUGUGUGUGUGUGUGUGUGUGUGUGUGUGUGUGUGUGUGUUUGUUUGACAACCAUACAUUUUAGUUUAUGUACAAGUGUGAAUCGUCUCUUGUUGAACUAAUAUUGCAAGCUAGACAAGAGAAAUAAAAGUAAUCUUUUGCUUGCAUUUCAUUAUGUAUUUUAAACAUGACUUAUUUUGCCUUUUGAAAUGCUAUUACAUUGUAAUGAUAACAUUUUAAUAUAGGUUUCUUUUUGUAAGAUGGUGCAUUGCAGGCAGAAAAGGCUUUAUUAGAUUGCAUAUUGGUUUCAGGAUUUCAUAUGGGCCUUAGGAAAUGACGUAUCCCUACGUAACUGUACUUAGUAGCAGAACCUCUACUUGACUGCUGUUCUGUCAGUGUGUCUAUGUACCUCUGUUGUAUGGAGUUGUGAAAGUGCCUUUAAAAUCUAUUUUAGAGGAACUUCAAACAAAUGUUCUCUGUGCUGUUGCGUUCAUGCUUCAGAACCAGUGCAGUGCUUAGGAAAAGAUGGUGAAUACAUUAUAAAUUAGUAAGAAAGAUCAAAUUAAGAAAUUGCUUAUUCAUAAUGAUGUUGCACUUUUAUGUAUAGGACUGUAUAUUUGGCAUGUAACAUCUAACAAGUGGUAGAGCUCUGUGGGGCCUGUUCCCUGUAGUGUGUGUUUCUAAUAAAGAACAUAGUUUGGUCA